CAACAUUACCCCUCACCAUCCCGUGAAGCAGCGCAAUGGAACAGCCGCAAAAUCUACGAUCCCUUUUUGCGGAAGCGAAAGCUGAAAAGUCUGCUUUAGAAGCCCGCCCCGACAGCAACACGGAUGCAUACCGCAGUGAUGUCAACGCAACAAUAGCCAAGCUUGAGGAAUGCCAGCGGCAAGUGGGCUUGCUAUCUCUGUUCAGCUCGAACGAACCUUUGGAGGACAUCUCCACGACAGAUAUCCAAUACCUUACGGUAGAGUAUCAUCUUGCAGAUCUUCUCCAAAGAACCUACAGCUCGGACCGCGAAGCUCUCCUCCGACGUGCGCUUGGGCAAUAUGAACGCUUCCUCGCCCGACUAGACGAUUACGACGUCCUUAAUGAGAAGGACAAGAAGCUUUAUGAACGUUACACCUCGAACCCCACCUCUUUUUCCCUGACUACAACCAAUGAUGCUGCGACCCGCCGAGAAGUGAAGAUAAACAGGUUCAAGGAGGAGAAGGAGCUGAAGCAGAAAUUAGAGUAUUUUGCGAAUAACCAAAGCCGGCUGCAAAGCGACGAGGAGGAUGUCCGGAAACUCUACCUCGCCGAGAUCAACCUCUACAUCCACCAGUCAUUCCAGUCCUUGGAUCUGCUGUCGCAAGAACUGACUAUGCUGUCAACCAUCCGCAGUGCUCCGCCAAACCCCGCUGAGUCAUUGCAGGAUGAUCCACGUCGGCGGAAUCAGGCAAGCGAGUCGAGCUACUCCGAGCGGCUAGAUCGUCCGAUUGCCGAACUGCUGAGAGGAGGGAAGUUCGGACCUAUCCUGAGUAAGGAGGGGAAGCCUAUGCAGCCAUUCACGUUGCUUGAUCGCAGGACGCAGCUCCAGCAAGGGGUUUUCCGAUCGGGACAUAAUCUACCCACUAUGACGAUUGAUGAAUAUCUUGAAGAGGAGAAAAGGAGGGGUAAUGUCAUCGAAGGCGGGGGAGAAAAGUCAGGCAUAAAGCCUGAGGUCGACGAAGAUGACAUGGAUUUGGCUGAUGAAGAAACAAUGAAGGCCAGAGCUUGGGACGAGUAUAAAGAGGCGAAUCCAAGAGGCUCUGGCAAUACAUUGAAUCGGGGUUGAUGUGCAUGAAAUAUAUAUAUAUAUAUAUAUGUCUCUG
Molecule: messenger RNA, 1143 nt
Organism: Aspergillus costaricaensis CBS 115574
Lineage: Eukaryota; Fungi; Ascomycota; Eurotiomycetes; Eurotiales; Aspergillaceae
Product: IGBP1/TAP42 family protein
Exons: 3
Coding region: 36-1106 (356 amino acids)
Biological process (GO): regulation of dephosphorylation; regulation of signal transduction
Cellular component (GO): cytosol
Molecular function (GO): protein phosphatase 2A binding
Source: RefSeq, a predicted model, not a curated record